Cercocebus atys (sooty mangabey) is the source of this 1433-nucleotide messenger RNA. RefSeq names its product aquaporin 11 (gene AQP11). Gene Ontology annotation, biological process: transmembrane transport. Bases 340 to 1155 code for a protein of 271 amino acids. NCBI's taxonomy places the organism in Eukaryota, Metazoa, Chordata, Mammalia, Primates, Cercopithecidae. Gene Ontology annotation, molecular function: channel activity. The record is from RefSeq and is a predicted model, not a curated record. Gene Ontology annotation, cellular component: membrane; cytoplasm. The transcript is spliced from 3 exons.
UCCGCCGCCGCACCCGCCUGCAAGGCCCUGAGGGAGGCGGCGGAGGGCGGAGGCCGAGUGCGCUGAGGGCUCGGCUGACCGUUGGCCCCUCGGCCGGCGCCCUAGCCGACCUCCUCUCGGCGCUCCGCGCCUCCCCGCCUCCCCGGCUCUGGUUCCAACACCCCAGCGCCGAGCCGGGGAGGCGGGGAGGACUCCCCACGUGUGCCGCCCCGGGGCCUCCCGCUCGUCCCGCCCCGAGGGGCGUGAGGAGGGGAGGGGCUGCGGACUUCGGACUCGGGCCCGGAGACUGCCUCCUACCCAGAGCCGGAGCCCGCAACCCGCUCAGGCGGCGACAGAGCCAUGUCGCCACUGCUGGGGCUCCGGCCCGAGCUGCAGGACACCUGCACCUCGCUGGGACUGAUGCUGUCGGUAGUGCUGCUCAUAGGGCUGGCCCGCGUGGUCGCCCGGCAGCAGCUGCACAGGCCGGUGGCCCACGCCUUCGUCCUGGAGUUUCUAGCCACCUUCCAGCUCUGCUGCUGCACCCACGAGCUGCAACUGCUGAGCGAGCAGCACCCCGCGCACCCCACCUGGACGCUGACGCUCGUCUACUUCUUCUCGCUGGUGCAUGGUCUGACUCUGGUGGGCACGUCCAGCAACCCGUGCGGCGUGAUGAUGCAGAUGAUGCUGGGGGGCAUGUCCCCAGAGACGGGCGCGGUCAGGCUAUUGGCUCAGCUGGUUAGUGCCCUGUGCAGCAGGUACUGCACAAGCGCCCUGUGGAACUUGGGUCUGACCCAGUAUCACGUCAGCGAGAGGAGCUUCGCUUGCAAGAAUCCCAUCCAAGUCGACUUGUUCAAAGCGGUCAUCACAGAGGCCGUCUGCUCCUUUCUUUUCCACAGCGCUCUGCUGCACUUUCAGGAGGUCCGAACCAAGCUUCGUAUCCACCUGCUGGCUGCACUCAUCACCUUUUUGGUCUAUGCAGGAGGAAGUCUAACAGGAGCUGUAUUUAAUCCAGCUUUGGCACUUUCGCUACAUUUCAUGUGUUUUGAUGAAGCAUUUCCUCAGUUUUUUAUAGUAUACUGGCUGGCUCCUUCUUUAGGUAUAUUGUUGAUGAUUUUGAUGUUCAGCUUUUUCCUUCCAUGGCUGCAUAACAACCAUACAAUUAAUAAAAAGGAAUAAAUAACUGUUCCAAAGACUCAGACUAACAUACAGGACAGUCCAGCUGGAUGUGAUAAAGAUUUUAUCACCUCAUAUGGAAAACACUGGCUGCACUGGAUUCGUCAGUGUUAACUUCCUUUGAGGAAGCUGCCUUAUAGUUUUCAUCACUGGGACUUAAACAAAAAAUUACUGUGAAAAUGAGGUAUCCUGUACUUCUCAGUUAAGACUUGUUCUUUGAGUGAUGUAUUAAAUGCUGCUAGAAAAGCCUCAUUACAUUAAACAUAAAUCAAUCUUAAAUG